Molecule: messenger RNA, 354 nt
Organism: Hirundo rustica (Barn swallow)
Lineage: Eukaryota; Metazoa; Chordata; Aves; Passeriformes; Hirundinidae
Gene: DPM3
Product: dolichyl-phosphate mannosyltransferase subunit 3, regulatory
Exons: 2
Coding region: 58-336 (92 amino acids)
Biological process (GO): GPI anchor biosynthetic process
Cellular component (GO): dolichol-phosphate-mannose synthase complex; endoplasmic reticulum membrane
Source: RefSeq, a predicted model, not a curated record
CGCGGUGCCGGGCAGGGAGCGGGACCAGCACCGGGAGCGGGACCGAGCCAGGCCGCCAUGACCAAGCUGGGGCAGUGGCUGUGUGGACUCGCCGUGCUGGGCUCGGCUUGGGCCGCGCUGGCUCUGGCCCCGCCGGGGCUGCAGCCGCCGGCCCCGCUCCGCCAGGCGCUGCUGCCGCUGCCCGUCUACCUGCUGGUGGCCUUCGGCUGCUACUCCCUGGCCACCGUGGGCUACCGCCUGGCCACCUUCAACGACUGCGAGGAGGCGGCGGCCGAGCUGCAGGAGCACAUCAGGGCGGCGCGGGCCGACCUGCGGCGGCGGGGGCUGCGCCUGUGAGCCCAAUAAAGGCCAGGG